Messenger RNA from Nymphalis io (European peacock), 3996 nucleotides. RefSeq lists its product as uncharacterized. The transcript has 9 exons. The record is from RefSeq and is a predicted model, not a curated record. Lineage: Eukaryota; Metazoa; Arthropoda; Insecta; Lepidoptera; Nymphalidae. Gene Ontology annotation, biological process: cell surface receptor signaling pathway; adenylate cyclase-activating G protein-coupled receptor signaling pathway. The coding region runs from base 97 to 1890 and encodes 597 amino acids. Gene Ontology annotation, molecular function: G protein-coupled receptor activity. Gene Ontology annotation, cellular component: membrane.
AGCAUGUCUCAAAAUAUUGUCGAUAUUGCUUGAAAUAAACAAAUUUCUGGAUUUCAUAAAUUACUGUGAAGUAUUGUUCAUUUGUGAGUGUUAAAAAUGACGUUAACUUUAACUAAAUUGAAGAUAAUGCGAGGAAUGCUGACCAAAGCUAUGCUUUCAAUUUUUUUAUUAUAUUCAUCUCUUUUGUCCGACACUGAAGCUUCACCGCUAAACAAAAGCUUCCAUCACAUCCGAAGACCGAAUAUUGAAGAUUCUUCUUAUAAUAAUGAAAAGAUAGCCACUUAUCGCUCUUUUCAGCCGAUAGCAAUAAAGUAUCACAAGGCGGUGUAUCCAAGAGUGGAAGACCGAACAGACUACGAUAUUAAUGCUUAUGAUUCGGAGUACGGUGGUGUAGUAGUUUCUAACUUUACGUCUUCCAUUUACGAUGAAAAUCCUCCUUUGUAUCCAAAUCCUGAAGUGCUGGCAAAGAGUAAUCCAGUUAUAAAAUAUAUUAAGGAUUCGGCUAUGUUUUUUAUUUUAGCACAAUUAAGUAAAUUUAUUGAAAAUAAAAUAUCGGAACCAGAUGUGGAAUUACCAGAUGACUCUUUAGGAGAUGGUGACUUAAGAGAGCACAAUAUAAUAGACAGUGUUACUUAUUUGUAUGGAUUUAAUUCUUGUCAUGGCGGCAGAGAUGAAUGGAUGGUGUUGAUUUUCAUCACUAGUGGACUAGCAAUAAUAAUACCCGUAGCAGCGAUAAUGUGGUUGAUGUGGAGUCAAUACGCUUCUGAGUUCAGGCGUAACAGCAAGAUAUAUCCGAUUGUCAUCAAUUUAUGCUGUUGUCUCGUAGCUUGUACAUUGAUUUAUAUACAAGCUGUUGUGGGCGCGUCUUCUCCUUCUCAAUGUGAAAAGAUUGCUUUAGUUCUGCAUUAUACUCAUAUUUCCUGCGCGAUGUGGAUCGUUGCUUUAGCGGCAGCUGUUGCAGAAUAUUGCGUCUGCGAUACGCUUUUGCCGUUAAAAUAUAACUAUUUGUUGGCUUAUGGCGUUCCUGCUAUAGUUGUAACGUUCAAUUAUGCUCUAUCGAUGGAACACUAUGAAAUAAAACAUUACUGCUGGAUGUCUAUUGAAAAAGGUAUGGUGAUGGGAUUCAUGAUACCAGCCAUGAUUUUAAUUUUGAUAAACACUGGUAUUGUUAUUGUUGGUUUGCAAAGUGUGAAUAGGAAGCAGACAGAAAUGUUGACGGCCAAAAUUGCGGAAUUGGUCGAACAUCAUAUGACAAAUUGGCCGAAAACCGUGAGAGUCGAAGAAAAUGCAAACGGAAGUGUCGAAACAUUGGAUAAUCUUUACACACCCGAUUGUAGCAGAAAGAAUACCGACACUUCCGAUACAUUAGAAAAAGAAUUUACAUUUAACGAAGAAGAAUGCAAUUACUACGGGUCAAAUAACGAUGUUGCUGGAGAAUGCGGAAAAGAGGUAAACGAACAUUUCAAACAAAUGUCAGACAGGGGCUUACUAAACAUUGUCUAUAUGGAUAAUUUGUCGUGGAAAUGGACCUGGAAUACAGAGGGAAAUGAAUUGAAGACAUAUCUAAAUUUAUGCUUGAUUUUGGAGCCAUUUUUUGCUAUUAAUUGGGUGAUGGGUGUGGUAGCAAUAGAAAAUGCAGCCCAUUGGUCCACUCCCACUAUUUAUCUCAUAUUGGUCGUAUCUAUGCACAUUUAUUUCGCUGCUACGAUUUGCACGACGAUACCGAUUGUUCCCAACAAGGCCACGGUUGGUUGCGAUGAUGUAGUCAUCGAAAAUCCAACUCUUCCUCGGGUCAGGACCACAGACAGCAUCCCCCUUCUGGAUCCCGUGAUUCAGCAACCGAAUGUGACUGCAGCACCGGCGGACACUAUCAGCACGAUCAGCAUUUAAGAAAAAAAAACCUGGAAUUUUCUAUUGAUGUGUGAAAUCAUCAUGGGGCCAAAAUGGCCAACUUGAUAAUUAAUACAUUUCGUUUACCUGUUAACGUAUAAUAUAAGCGUACAUAGGCACAAGAGAUAUGAUACCUUAUGCCUCACAGUUGGCAGUAUCGAUCGUGUCCUUUCUUGGUCAGGACUAAGCUAUAUCUAUGUCUACGGACACAUUUGACCAUUUACAAUAAUAAGUGAUCAAUGUUUUCGUCGGAUUUCGAGCUAACAAUAUAAAAUUUAUCUACGACUAAACUUAUGAAUAUUAGUGUAUUCAAAAAUAACGUUUUGGAAUUGAUAAUAUGUUAAUAGUUAUUAUAAUAACGUUAAAAAGAUCUUUAAAGAAUACUCUUUAAUUGAGCUGCAUAAUAGCUUAUUUAAAUAAUUGGCGCCCGACGUGGGACGUUUUGAACUCGUUUGAAUAUAACCAAAACCGAUGUAACAAAGUACUCGAGAUUUUCGAAAGUAUAUUUAAAGAAUAUUUUAAUGAAAUCAACAAUUUAUUGUUAUUUCGACGUUUACGUAAUAUAAGAAACGUCAUAUUGUAUUAAAACUUUAAAAAACCUUAGUCGCAAUGUCUAAGCUCAAAUGAAAAUAAAAAAGUUGAAGAGAUUGUCUAAUAAAUUUACAUCAUAUCAAAAUGCGCACUAAAUUUACCUAUAAGAAAGAUAAAAAUAUUAUAAUAAAAAUGUUUGUUUGUUCUGCAAGAUGUAAUCAUCGGAUUUGAAAGUAUUUUAACAUGGCAAUAAAGAUUUUGGCAUAAUUUUUAAUUACAUUUUGACAUAUUUACAUAUUAAAUGUUUCUGAAAUUUACGUAGAAUAUAGUUCAAAAGUUUCUCCCUGUUCAGAUUUUAAAACUUAAUUAUACAUAGACAUAGAGAGUUUAAAGAUUACAAAGUUUUAUAUAAAUUAACGCAUGCGUAACUUUAUCGGAUGAUCUAGUGCUUUGAUGUCUAUAAAUUUUCUUUAGAUACCUUAUCGAUAGAAACGUAGAGCAGAUUGAAAUAAUUAGUACGUAAACCUGGCUUAAUAGUUUAAUAUUAAUCGUUGUUUUGUCUUUUUAGCAGUAAUAUCUAUACACAUACAUAUUACGAUAUCAUUUUAAGUCACUUGGAAUAAGCAAGAAAAGCACCAUAGAUGAAAUAGUACCUAUAACAAUUGAUGACGGAAAAACUGAUAACAUUUUUGCUUCGAAUAUUUUUAUAAUUUUGCCUCCCUUUGGAAUCUAUGGUCUGAACUCCUGUCUUGUCUCACUGGGCAAGCAAGUUUAUAAGUAUUCGCUACUGGUUUUAUUAUUGCAGUUUGACAUUUAUGGAGCCUUAAACAUGGAAGAUAAAAUUAAAAAAUAACUUGCUUAAAAUUACUACAAUUGUUAGAAAAUAAAAUAUUCUUAAUGUAAUUGGUGUUCAAUGGAAAUCUAAAAAUACCAGUUAUUUUGUUAAUUUGCUCAAUGUUUUUAUUUAAUUUUUCCACUUCAAGGAGAGACAAUUUAAUAAAAUGUGGAAAUAUAAGAUUUUUAACCAAAACUUUCACCAAAUUGAUGGUGAUAAUGCAUAAACAACUUUUCUUAUAUUAUUUGGACAACAAAGUAAUUUUGAAAUUUUUGUAUGUUACUGUAAUUAGCCUACAGAUCUCAUGUCAGGGUCCAGUGGGGUAACUUGGAAAUAGAACCUUAAUAUUUUAGAAUAUUUGAUUAUAAUGGAGCCAGUAGUAAUCAGUGCAAUCAUUAGUAAUAAUUUGCGUACUAUAAUUUCUAUAUUAUAUAUGUAGAAUAAAAUGUCUUGAAAAAAAGUGUUUAAAAUUUAUAAAAUUAAAAUAUUAUUCGAUAUAUUUCCUUGAGUAUUUAUAGAAAAGACCAGCAGAAUAUUUUAAAUGUGAAAUUGAACUUAUAUAAAUGUUUAAAUGAUUUUCUUAAAUAAACGUAUGAUGUCACAUAAUACUCUAUGUAGUAAUACUUUAAUUAAAACUUUUGAAAUCAUCAUUGUUGCUAAAAGUAGUCUGUAAUUUGAGAUCCUGUAGUUAUUGUGAUAGCAAUAAUGUUGCCAUGCAUUUUAUUAAAUGUUUUCAUAAC